UGAUGUAACGGAAGAUGUAGGAUGUCGGGCACAUUGAGGACACGUCUGCAGACAAGUCGCGUCUUUCUGAUUUCUGGCUUGUCUGGAGGAGAGAGGAAAAAAUAUGGAAAAAUUAUACAGCAGCUGGGAGGAAUCUAUUUUGACAUUGAUUCUUUUAAGGCUAGUUGUACCCAUGUGAUCUGUGGAAAACUGUCUCGCAGUGAGAAGUAUCUUGGUGCUUGUGCAACAGGAAGAUGGAUCCUCAGACCUGAAUACAUAACAGCCAGCGACCUCGUAAAGGAGUGGCUUCCUGAGGAAGACUUUGAGUGGCAGCCAAAACAUGGACAGAAGAGCCAAUCAGAUCCCUUGGUGCUUGCACCAAUCAGAUGGCGGCUACAUAUUUCCCUCACAGGUGCCCCUGCCUUCAAGGGAUGGAAUGUAUCUGUUGUUGUUUCAGACAAAAAGAGAGGACAUGUCUAUAAAAGGUUGCUGAAGAGUGGGGGUGCAGAUGUGUACAGUGUCAAACUGCCCGUCGACAAUCCGUCAAAGAUCGCCAACACCAUAACAUACAUGUUCACGGAUGGCAAGAUGGCAGUUCAACUCUAUAAUCAAUCCCUCAUGGAGUAUGGAGUUCUGCUGGUCAAGCCAGACUUCAUCGGAGAUUAUCUCCUACAGGAUCCACGGCCUGACCCAAUGGAUUAUCUCGCAUCCAUGGCACCCUCCUCAAAAUCCCCUGGUGAUCAGACCUUUAUCACUUCCUCUCAGAAGUCUCUGUCACAGUCUUCCCAAGUAUCACAAACUCUCAAGUCACAGCAUACAUUAGUCAGUCAGUUUUCAGACUCCAUGGAUGGAACAUUUAUAUCGCAGAACUCCUCUCAGGCUGAUGCAGAAACACUUUCAUCUACACAGGGGUCAAGGUCAUCUUCAUUACGGUCUUCAAAAAGGUUUUCUGAAAUGUUUUCCAACGAUAAAGAACCUGACAGUUCUUUUGAAAUAUUGUCAAGAUCAAAUAUACCAAGAAGAUCCUUUUUAAGUUCCGGAGGGUUGAAAUCUUCUGCUUCAUCAUCUGAGAUGAAGAAUAAAAAGAUGAAAGUCAUGGAAAAUGUCCAGACAAGGAGAUCUAGCAGGAAUAACCGAGAAAAUGUCACAGAGCUCCAAGAAGGACAGUUUCUAUGUCUUCCAGGGAUAUCGGCACAUUCCAACACAACAGAAAUACCUGACAGUGGAUCUCAGAUAGUUUCCAUUAGGAGGUCUGGAGCUAAACUGCAAGAAAGUUUAACUGGUAAGAAGACCAAAAGGCUGUCUAGAUCUGCCUCAAACAUCAUCAAGCAAAGACAAAAUGUGGGUCAUUUGUCUCCUUCACAAGAUUCAAGGUCUCAAAGUACAUCUGUGACUCCAGAUGCAGAUACUGAGGAUUUUGUGAUGGAAGAAGGACAUACCUCUUUCCAAACAGCAUCAGCUGGUUCUGCAGUGUCAUCACAGCGACGUCAGAGGAUGUCGAGGAGACUGGCUGGGGUAGAGAAAAGGUACCAGGUUAUAGGGCAGGGGAAGGAACUCUCCCAAUGGUCAAAGAAUACUAAAAGAGAAAUAUCUGAUCCAGAUCAUCUGACCUCUCUGAAGAUAAGGUUACAGUCACAACCGUCACUUACUACAUUUGUUAAGAAUCAUCACAAUUGUCUGUCUGAGAAGAAAAGUUUGGAAACUUGUGUAUCUGUUGAGAUGGAUAUUGACAUAAGUUCAUCCCAGGAAGGACGGAAGUCCGCAAGGCUAGCACAAUUCAAAGGAGUUCAAGACUCAGGACCAUCGUCUACAGCACUGGUAAAGAGACGUGCCAAUAACCAAACAUCCAGCCUGGACUCUAGUUCCAUGUCAGGGGAUUUGCAGGAGCCUGGAAGGUCUCUGAGAAGGGCAGCGAGGCUUACUACAUCUAAUUCUGAUUUAGUUGUUAAAGAGAAUAAAUAUCAACAUAUUAAAUGCAAUUCAAAGAAACCACAAACUGAACCCUUGCCCUCUAUGGCAUCUAGUGAACCAGUGGUGGGACAGCAGAAUGAGUGCUAUUUGCAGAAACCUAAAACUGAACCCUUACAUUCUGUGAUGUCAAGAACACCUGUGGUGGUUUUAGAUGCUAAAGUGAUUAUUGGACAGCAAAAAAAGUGCAAUUCAGAGAAACUAGAAACCGAAGCCGUACCCCCUAUGAUGUCUAGUUCACCUGUGCUUGUUUCGGACAGCUCUCCAUGUCCCAGAGUAAGAAGUGGGUCACUGAAAGCAGUCAGGAGCAAAGGUGCAUUUGUGCGUGGAAGUCUUAAGGGGAAAAGUGCAUCUGAUGUUUUAGCUGUUAGAACACGUUCUGCUUCAAUUGCCUCAUUCCCUGGCUCAAUUUCAUCAUGCAUUUCUGCCAGACAAACACCUGAUUUGAAAAUGGUCAUUGAGGUUAAGAAUGAUUCUCAAAAGAAGUUUUCACAGAGUUGCAUGUCAUCAUUUGCAUCCAGCCCCUUGUCUCAGGGCAGCACCAGAAAGGUGUCGCAGAGUUCCCUGGGAGACUUUGGCUUCAGUUCAACCAGUAAACAGCGUCACAGAACUACACUGUCCCGUAGUCUGCGCAGGAGUGUUUCUUCUUCACAAGAAAAGUGUUCACAACCAGAGCUUGUUGGUGAGAUGAAGUUGUCAACAUAUUUCUCUCCUCCCAAAGAAGCUGGUGAGGUUGUCCCUGACAACAGAAAACAAGUCCAGUCCGACAUAGAUGAGAAACCUCACAAAAUACAUGUGAAGGAGAAGACAUCUGUGACGCCACCCAACCCACUGAUGCAAUCAUGUCCUGUGAAGAGGAAGAUCUUCGAUGAUGAUGUUGACGAUGCUUGUGAUGGCGUGCAACCUUUGACCAAGAAGAUGAAGUUAACACAUCCAGUUCAGCCAUGGUGUCCUCUCUGGUCUGGAGUGAAAUUGGACUCGCAGAUGUCCAAGAGUUGUGACUACACCUUACCGAGUCAGAUGCCAAGCUCCGUCAGCAACAUCAUCAACAUCUGCGUUGAGGAGAACUUUCAGCUGGAGGCCCUGACGAUGACCCAGGCAUCGAUACAGACGUACCCAUCAUCUCAGCUGCUGCACACGCUGAUGACACAGGUCCUCCUGAAAGCCAAGUCUAGGCACAUAUCUCAGAUGGCAUACAAGAUCCUGAUGAAUAUCCUGACUGCCCAUCCACCCAACAGUAAACUGAUGAGGAACAUCUACCUCAACGCCUUCCAUCUGCUGGAAGAUGGCCACAGGGAGGGUGUAUGGGAGUUCAUCAGCUUCGUUAUAGGAGGGGCCCUGGAGAAGGAUGUCUACAGUGACAAUUACCACCUUCUGCUACAGUUCCUCGUUGCCGUCUUCAGGCACAGCUUCUGCAGCUUUCUGUCAGAACAGCAGUCAUCAGAGGUGAAGGAGAGGAGGAAGCUGUUGAGAUGUUGCAUGCUGGUUCAGUGUCUGUGGUACCCUUCCUACCUGCUGUUCCCAAACACUCGCACACAGCAGCUCUUGGACUUUGUAGAGCAGUGCUUACAGCUGCCGAGUGACUGCACAAACAAGAGUCAGCUGUUGGAGAGCAUCCUUAGCCUUGUUUCCAUGGCAACCCAAUGUUGUCAGAUAGCUGACCAGGGUGUGAUGACAAAUGGCUACCCAGACAUUGGAGAGAGGACAUCAUUGUUAAUAAAUGAACUGGCUCGCAAAAUUACAGGAUGUAGUAUCAAGGAGGAGACAACUCUGCUAGCCACAUUUCGUAAUCUACAGCCAAACUGGUUGUGUCUGCGAGUUAUUCAGCUCCUGCUGGCCAACAUGGAUGACUACUUGCUGGUCAAAGGGCUCGAUUUAGAUCGUCUCAACCUCACCAAAAUUGUGUCUCAGUACAUCUUCCUCUUACCAAGGUUGUCAAGUACAAAGAUAGCCACGAAGGACAGUCAUAAGAAGCAACUGAGAAAACAUGGCAGAUGUCAAGAGAGUGAGAAAGAUGGAGAGAGAGAUGGUGAUGGGGAAGGAAUCACACAGCACAUGGCUGCAAGGAUCAACAAAACUAACACCAAGGGUGAGACAGCACUCCAUCUAGCUUGUAUGAAGAACCAUAUUGCGAAGCUGAAACAGUUGUUAGCAGUGCCAGGUGUGGAUGUGAAUGCACCUGAUCAUGCCGGAUGGACCCCGCUCCACGAAGCGUGUAACAAAGGCCAUGUGGAAUGUGUUGACUUGCUGCUCAAAUACGUACCUGCCAGAACCAUGGACUCAUAUCUCAGCAAAAACCAGCCGUGUAAGAAGGCUGACCUGCUAGCCUGCACCCCGGACGGCAUCACACCUCUCCAUGAUGCUGUAGCCAGCAACCGUCUGGAUGUGUGUCGCCUCCUGCUUACACAUGGAGGGUCCAGCUUACUGUCGGCUAUGACUUCAAGAGGUCAGUGUCCGUCUGACCUGGCCAGGACUCCCAGUAUGCGGACCCUGCUGACCACGCUGCCAACUCCAACAAAGCACAGGGGCAUGGACUUCAACUCCUCUCAGGAGUCCCAGGACUCUCCCAGACCUCACAAGACAGACUUCAUGCCGGCUGCCUUCCUGUACCAGCAAGUGUUGGGUGAGGAAGACAAUAUGGUGAUGGCCGACGUAACAGAUUGCCGUCUGUACAUCACCCUCGUGACACACCUCAUCUUGUCCUACAUUCAUGCUAGCAGACUCUUGUCUAGACAUCAAACACACAUGCAACAGACACACACCCAGCAGACACACACGCAACAGACUCACGUGCAGCAGAUCAGACCAGUGUCUUCACACACAGUCAAGGUCGUACCUGAGACAGCAGUGAAAGAGAACCAGCAUCCUGGACGAGCGUCAACCAGGUUGAGGAAACAACCAACAAAAUUUGACUCUUAUGAUUUCGGAAAGCGGAAAGUUCUUCAAGAAGAUUUAACCAACACUGAAACUGCUGCCCAUGUAGACGAGAGUAGAUGGAUUUCACUUGAAAACCAUGAUGCCAAGCCUAACUCCAGGUUGGAACACGCAGAUGAAGAAGAUGAUCUGUACAUUUUCCAAAGAAUCAAGUGCCAUCUGCGGAACUUUACUCAUCAUAUCAGCAACAUUACUUCUCCUGGUGCCUUUAAACUCCUUGAAUCCAAACUCUCUGUGAUGAUGUUCUACAUUGUUGCAGCAUCAAGCAAGAAAUGAGGACUCGGAGGAUGGUUUUAGUUCAUAUCUCAUCAACUUCGUCCCCUCACACUUGAAUUUGUUUUUCCGAAUCAUUUUAUCCUUCUAGUCAUGUUUUUGUUGAGUUUCAUCCUGAAAUGUUUUAGCAUAUUUGUAGUUACCAAUUUUAGAUCUUCUGUUUGUGUAGUCUUAUGAGCAUAUGGUCUUCUCUUUGUUUAGACUGCUAAAAUCAUAUGAGAGUACAGGUAUGAAAAGAGAGUGAAGUUGUUUCUUGAUUGUCAAAAAUGUAAAACAGGAAAGUAAUCUUGUAUUUGCGGUUAUUCAUGCAUGGUUCUCAGAUUUUUGGCCUAAAAAAGUCAUGUUCUAAAUUACAAAUCCUUUGUAUUUACUUAAAAAGUUAAGUAGGAAGGGAAAAAGUAGGGGUGUGAGAAAUAGGGGAAAUAAACAUGUUAUGGAAAUC
Haliotis rubra (blacklip abalone) is the source of this 5596-nucleotide messenger RNA. RefSeq lists its product as uncharacterized. The record is from RefSeq and is a predicted model, not a curated record. Gene Ontology annotation, molecular function: protein binding. Gene Ontology annotation, biological process: positive regulation of double-strand break repair. Lineage: Eukaryota; Metazoa; Mollusca; Gastropoda; Lepetellida; Haliotidae.